GCGCGCUGGCCACAAGCGAAUCUACCCACCGUCCGGUCGCCGCACGUACGACGCCGACCGAGCCAUGGAAGUGGGUGCACGUGUAUGGAUCACAACGACAGAAGACCAAUGGCAACCAGGAGUGCUAGACGAUUGCAGGGAUGACAACGACGGCACCGACAAUCCCAUCGUGCGUGUCCGUCUCAACGACGAUGACUCGACUGUGGUAACCUCAGCAGCGAACGUCUUCCUCCGCAACGACGUCGACAACUUUGCCGACGUCCCCAACUUGAUUUCGCUGCAAUACCUCCAUGAACCGGAGCUUCUCCACGCCGUGUGCAAUCGAUAUGAGCAGCACGCAAUCUACACAUACGUGGGCGAGAUCCUCCUCUCGUUCAAUCCGUUCCAGCGACUCGACUUGUACACACCUGCGCACAUUGAAGCGUAUGCAGCAGCCGCGGCCGUGAUGAAAGCCCCAGACGACACCGCCUUGCCGCCACAUGUGUUUGCAAUCGCUGCGGUUGCAUACCAAAGUUUAUGCGACGAACACAAGAACCAGAGCAUCCUCGUGAGCGGUGAAUCGGGCGCAGGCAAGACAGAAAACACCAAGCUUCUCAUGCAGUACCUGACCACUGUCGGCGCCACGACCACCACCACAGCAUCGCCGACAUCAACUGUCCACCCGCCGUCGUCCCGGCGACAGCGAGCAAGAGGCACUCAGUCCACAGCAUCUUCACAUGACAUUCAAACCCAGAUCUUGCAAACGAACCCGAUCUUGGAAGCGUUUGGGAACGCCCGGACUGUGCGCAAUGACAACUCGAGUCGCUUUGGCAAGUUUAUCGAGCUUCAAUUCGGCGACCACCACAAGAUUGUUGGCGCCAAGCUCAGCGUGUACUUACUGGAGAAAAUCCGCGUAAGCCACCAGUCCGAGAACGAGCGCAACUUUCACAUCUUCUACGAACUGUGUGCUGGUGCCGACGACGAGUUGGCGGCUGCGCUGUCGCUGUCGGACGCCGAGGACUUUGCCUUGCUCAACGAAAGCGGAUGUUUCACGCGGCGAGACGGCGUGGACGAUGCCGCCCAAUUCCAAGAAACUUCGAAGGCGUUCACAGACAUGGGGAUCCUCCAAGACGAGCAGCGGAGCAUUUUCGGCAUCGUGGCAGCGUUGCUUCAUCUGGGCAAUGUCGGGCUGGACGGUACGACGUGCGAGGCAUCCAACAUGGAGCAUGCGACGAUCGACGCCGAAUCGCGCCAUCAUUUGGACACAGCAGCGACAUUGCUGGGUGUUUCGCCCAUGGAGCUCACACAAGCGCUUGUGACGCGCCACGUGACAACAACCAAGGACAAGAUCAUGGUCAAGCUGUCGCCUGAGCAGGCCAACGAGGCCAAGCAAUCGCUGACGCAGAGUUUGUUUGGCGGGUUGUUCAAGUGGAUCGUGGCGCGGCUGAGCAGUGUGAUCCGGCACGAUGCCGCCAGCGUCAACACGAUCGGGAUCCUCGACAUUUUUGGGUUUGAAAAUUUGGUCUCUAACGGGUUUGAGCAGCUCUGCAUCAACUACGCAAACGAACGGCUUCAAGCCCAGUUCAACGACCUCGUGUUUGCCAAGGAGCAGCGCAUGUACGAGGCUGAGGGCAUCGAGUGGAAGUACAUCGAGUACCCGGACAACGCGCCGUGCUUGCAGCUCCUGGAAGAUCGACCGAUGGGCAUGUGGUGCUUGCUCGACGAAGAAGGGAUGCUGCCAAAAGGGUCCAACGAAGGCUGGAUCACCAAGCUGUACAGCCAGUACCUCGAUAGCUCCUUCGACAACACCUCGCCGCCUUCAACCACCGCCAUGGGCAACCAUCUCCAUGGCCGGCGAAGGCAGUCGGAGCCGUUGCCACCAAAGCAUCAGCUCUUUCACAAACCUUCCACCGUGGCAGCUGACAUUCCCACGAUCUCCGACACACCCCGACCGUUCCUCGCGACGAACGGCCAACGAGUCGAUUUCCAGUUUAUCAUUAGCCACUUUGCCGGCAAAGUUUUGUAUGAGAAGGACGCGUACCUGCAGAAGAACCAAGACACGUUGCCCGCGGAAGCUAUUGACUUGUGCGGGUGGUCGACCUGUCCCAUUGUGCGGUCUCUGCUGGCGGCGACUCCUGGCCAGUUGGAGAAAUCCAAAAAGGCAUCGCAACAGCAGUCGACCCAUCGCCCGCUGGCUCGUCAGCCCAGCAACCUGCGAUCGACGUCCGUGUCGGCGCAGUUCAGGUUUCAACUCGACGACUUGAUUCAAGUCAUCGGGUGCACACAAGCCCGGUUCAUCCGAUGCGUCAAGUCCAACGAUGAAGGUGUCCCAGCCAAGUUGACGCCACCCCGAGUCCUCCAGCAACUCCGGUCGGGAGGAGUCUUGGAAGCGGUUCGAAUAGCUCGCGCAGGGUAUGCAGUCCGUGUCGACCACGACCGAUUUCUCGACGCAUUUGGGUUUUUUGGAAAGUGGUCAGCCGCGAGCAAGGUGAAGCAGGGCCCGUCGGCAUUGUCACGGCUGCAGGCAAAGCCCAAGCCGCGUGCCGCGUUGUCACCAAGUGAGCUGAAAGCACAGGUCGAGACGACGGCGGCGUCAAUGCUGAUCCACUACCACAAAGGCGCUCCUUCGUUGAUCUCGGCCGAAGUUCUCGCUGUGGCCAUCCAAGUUGUCCACGCUGGCAAAGUCCUCGAUCGCGACGUGUUCCAAGCCACCUGCGGUACGGUCGGAUUUCAAAUUGGCCGGUCCAAGGUCUUUUUUCGAAAGGACGUGUACAACGCCCUGCGGCGCUUCCGCGUCAUGACACAGUGUCUCCAUGCGACAUGCAUACAACGCCUCGUGCGCGGCCUAUUCGCCCGGCGACUCGUCGCGACGAUGCACCGAGCGCUUGCGAGGCUGCAAACGUGGACUCGGGAGAGGCUAGCCUAUCGAGCCAGGCGAAUCGCUGGCGCCAUUGUGUUGCAGACGUGGUGGCGUGGAGUUUUGGCCCAGACGCGGUACACUCGUCAAAGGAGAGCGAUCCCAAGGCUACAACGCUGGCUGCGGUCCCGUCAAUGGAGACGGGUACUGGCGCAGCGUAUCCUCGCCAAGCAAAAAUCCGCUCCAAAGUUCCCGCCGAAGGAGCCACCGCCUAUGGUCAAGUCGAAACCACACGUUCCGAUCACAGUUGUACAGGUUGCCGCGGAAAAAAGCGUGGUCGUCCCCACCCCGCCUCCACCUCUCUCGCCCGUCAAGAUGGUUGCCACGGCUCCGCUGCCCAGACCGCACGAGGUGUCGUUGGAUGCUUCCGAGAUCCCGCAGCAACUUCCGCGCCGCGAGGUGGACGCGUUGAUGGUUUCUUUGUCGGUUGAAAAUGCCCACCUCAAGCAGGAAGUGAUUCAAUUGCGACGGCAACAGCAGACCGUGACCUCGCCCGUGGUGGCCGAGACACCACCGAUGGACCCGUCGCUCGAGUUUGCCAUUUCACACAUUCGUACGCUCGCGACGCAGCUCGUCGAACUGCAGCUGCAAUGCGCACUCAUGCAAAACGCAGACCACCACCCAUCCGUCGAGACGCCCCACAACGCACUCCAGGCCAAUGCCACGCCGCCACACAACCCUGCCAACUCACAAUGGACACUCGACCUCGUUCUGCCGCCGCCGCCCGUCAACCUCACCGAGGCACACGUGCAGCUGCAAACGCUCGUGGGAAAGAUCCAAGUUGCGGCACAGUCGCUGGACCAGUUGGAGCGCCAAAAGCGGCAUCAGAUGAAAAUUCGCGCAACCGAAGCCCAGGCGAUGGCGGUCGUACAGACGCUGCAACCGGUGGUCGCCACCGUGCGCAACGUUGUCUCGUACGUACCCGUUGUGUCUUAUGUGGUGUCCCAAGUGGAGACAAGGGUCCACGUGUCUCCAAAAACGUGGUGCCUUUUGCUGCAAACAUCGCAGUCGAUUGUGGACACAGUGACGUCGUUGGCGGCGUCGCUCUUGUCUCGUGGCGACGCCCGUCGUCCGCCGCCAUCUCCGUUGAAAGAGCUCCACUCGGACGCGUUGGUCCCGCCGCAUCUCAAGCACCAACUUGACGAAAUGAUGGAAACCAACUUGAACCAAGCGAUGCAGAUCAAGCAACUCACGGCCACUGUCCACGACCUUCGGGCCAAGCAUCAUGCCCUCCAACUCAAGAUGCUCGAGGACCAAGUUGCCGCGCUUCACGUGGCCAAAGGCCAAGACAACGAGAAACUCAAGCGCAUGGAAGACGACUUAGCGUACACGACGGCGUGUGUGGCCCAGCUCGCCAACACGAUGCUGGCUCGAGGGGUUGCAAAGGACAAAUCGCAGGUCGUCGCGGCGUUCGAUGCGCGGCCAGACUUGCCGGGUCACUUUCGACGAUAG
Messenger RNA from Aphanomyces invadans, 4348 nucleotides. RefSeq lists its product as hypothetical. Gene Ontology annotation, biological process: vesicle transport along actin filament; actin filament organization. Bases 65 to 4348 code for a protein of 1427 amino acids. The record is from RefSeq and is a predicted model, not a curated record. The transcript has 3 exons. Gene Ontology annotation, cellular component: cytoplasm; actin cytoskeleton; vesicle. NCBI's taxonomy places the organism in Eukaryota, Oomycota, Saprolegniomycetes, Saprolegniales, Verrucalvaceae. Gene Ontology annotation, molecular function: actin filament binding; microfilament motor activity; ATP binding.